Molecule: messenger RNA, 6073 nt
Organism: Salvelinus fontinalis (brook trout)
Lineage: Eukaryota; Metazoa; Chordata; Actinopteri; Salmoniformes; Salmonidae
Exons: 2
Coding region: 2849-3925 (358 amino acids)
Source: RefSeq, a predicted model, not a curated record
CCACCAUGACACUAACAUCCUGUAUGUUCUGACCACCAUGACACUAACAUCCUGUAUGUUCUCACCACCAUGACACUAACAUCCUGUUUGUGUAUCUCAGGGCGAACGCUGACAUCGCCCAGGUGAGGAUGAAGUCCCGUCAGGAGACAGCAGCAUACCAGGCCUCUCUCAGGAAGGAGACCAUGAAGGUGGACUCACUGGAGAGAACUCUUGAGCAGAAGAACAAAGAGAUCGAAGAACUGACCAAGAUCUGUGACGAGCUGAUUGCCAAGAUGGGAAAGAGCUAGCAAUGCUGAACAGGUCCAGCCCACGUCUCCGGGGCCUGAGGGGGAAGGAGUGGUAGAAGAAUAGAAGAAUAGAUAAAGAGAGAGGACGUGGUUGUCUCUUUUACGUCCAAACCUUCCCUUGGACUGAUGGGUAACUGGACAGUUGGACAGUUGAAGCCAAAGUGGUCUCUGGAUUUAAUACACUACUGACUGACUAUGUACAUGUAUCUACUGGCAACAUUGCACCUCCAGAGUAUUGGAGGGUCAAUGGUUUUCUUCUGUUUCACCCAGUACAUUUUGAUGUGCCGAUGUGUACCACAUGUCCUGUAUCAGGGAUCCGGUGAAAGAGUGUUUAGAAAUGUACUCUAUAUCAUAAAUGAGAGAGAGAGUGUGGUGUGUGUGUGUGUGUGUGUGUGUGUGUGUGUGUGUGUGUGUGUGUGUGUGUGUGUGUGUGUGUGUGUGUGUGUGUGUGUGUGUGUGUGUGUGUGUGUGUGGUGUAUGUCUGUGUGUGUGUGGUGUAUGUCUGUGUGUGUGUGGUGUAUGUCUGUGUGUGUGUGGUGUUUGUCUGUGUGUGUGUGUGUGGUGUGUGUGUGUGUGUGUGUGUGUGUGUGUGGUGUAUGUCUGUGUGUGUGUGGUGUAUGUCUGUGUGUGUGUGGUGUAUGUCUGUGUGUGUGUGGUGUAUGUCUGUGUGUGUGUGUGUGGUGUAUGUCUGUGUGUGUGUGUGUGGUGUAUGUGUGUGUGUGUGUGUGUGGUGUGUGUGUGUGUGUGUGUGUGUGUGUGUGUGUGUGUGUGUGUGUGUGUGUGUGUGUGUGUGUGUGUGUGUGUGUGUGUGUGUGUGGUGUAUGUGGGUCUCUGUGUGUGUGGGUGCGUGUGGUGUGGGUGGGCGGGUGGGUAUGUACAAGUGUGCAACUCAGUCUCAUGAGUUUACAUGUAAAUCCUGAGACUGCGUUGGAGUUGACAUGUACACAUUUACAGUUUGUACACAUGUUGUGGUGUGUGUGGUGUGUGUGUGUGUGUGCGAGUGUGAAAGCGUGUGCGCGAUAGAGAGAAAGGUGAGUGCAUUGAUUGAAGAUAGACUGAUAUGCGAUGUGGUUGCCAUGACAGCAAAUGAUGGGGAAAUACGGUUCCCUCUUCUAACUCCUGCUGUGUCUACAAUCCUCGACACUAGAGAGUGAAACACAGAUGAAAAGAAAACCAUAUAUAUAUAUAUAUAUAUAUAUAUAUAUAUAGAAUAAAUCAAUGAAUUGUUCAGUUAAUAAGAAAUAUAGUUGAUCACAGAAAACUGCAUGUGGAAGUAGCAAAAUAUAAACGUCCUUUUUUUUUUGUAAGUAGGAAGUUGUGAUGAUGAUUAUAAUAGAGAUAUAUCUGCAUUUUUGAUACAAUAUUGUGUGGCUUCCCUUGAUCGUGUUUUCGUGCAGAUACUUUGCGAGGCAUAAUUUAUGUCAUAUCUUAUCUUGGAGAAAAAAAAACGUGUGAUGGGAUUUUUAUUUUAUUUUAUUUUAUUUUAAUAUUAAUGACGAUGAACAGUAAUUGUUCCUGUAGUAAUCAGGUGUUGGGACUGAGGGUAGGUAAGUCAUUACAUUUUGGAUCUCUAUGUCACAGUCCUGUCAUAAUUUAUGUGUUCACAAAGGUGGAAGCAAUUGAGAAAAAAGAGAGUUCUGCACAGCUACUCGUCUGGGUUCAAAUGUUGAGUGUUUUGUUCUGACCUAGAGUGCCAAAUGGGUGGAGUUUGCAGUUUUGGGACUAUUUUAUUUUAUAUGAAUCUGUUAAACCAGGCAAGAUUAAUCAAGCACAGAUAAAGUAAUUGAAUUCUAAUAGUAUUUGAACCCAGGUCUGCUGCACAGCUAUAUAGUGUACAGCAUCUGCAACGUGAAAUAAAGGAUGACGAUAGAAACACGGGAUGUGCCUCUUCUUUGACAAAACAAACAACAAACACCUCCAAGUGAUUAGGACAGCGUUUCCCGACCUAGGGGUCGCCUGAUUUGAAAAUGUGGUCGCAGGAGAAAAAUGAAAAAUUGUGUUUGGUUCACAGAGCCGGGGUUACGUCAGUAUCUUCCGGUAGCCGCUGGAUGAAAUAAACAUGGUGGUUUCGCAAAUAUUAUUAUUUUUUAUAUCAAAAUGGGGUCGGGUGCCAGAAAUGUUUGGGAACUAUGUUUAACUCCUAAGCCACACACCUACCUACCUACCUACCUACCUACCUACCUACCUACCUAGGAUUCUCAGUGCUGUGAGAAUGACAGAAAUGGUGUACAGUGUGUCAUGUUUAUUUCAGGAAACCUCUGUUAAUUUUUGAACUUUUGUGGUGUUUAAAUGCCUUCACACUCAACAGAGUGAAUUUAACACUCAAAAGUGUUAAAAUGUUAACACUUAUAAAGUGUUUCUGUAACCCUAUACAGAGUAGAAAAUUAACACUGGCUGUGUGAAAUUCACAAUACGCUGGAGUGAACUAAUUAGUAAUUCACUCUACUCUGAAGUGAAAUAUAAAAUGCACUCACUCUACAGUGGAGUAAAAUGUAAUUAAACGGUGUGAUAUAUUUCCCAGGCUGUCUUUUCUUUUUGAGUGAAUAGUAGAGUUACCACCCAUGACUGUAUUUGCAGAGAUACCACCCAUGACUGUAUUUGUAAAGAUACCACCCAUGACUGUAUUUGUAGAGAAACCACCCGUGACUUUAUUUGUAGAGAUACCACCCAUGACUGUAUUUGUAGAGAAUCCACCCGUGACUUUAUUUGUAGAGAUACCACCCAUGACUGUAUUUGUAGAGAAACCACCCAUGACUGUAUUUGCAGAGAUACCACCCAUGACUGUAUUUGUAAAGAUACCACCCAUGACUGUAUUUGUAGAGAAACCACCCGUGACUUUAUUUGUAGAGAUACCACCCAUGACUGUAUUUGUAGAGAUACCACCCAUGACCUUAAUUGUAGAGAUACCACCCAUGACUGUAUUUGUAGAGAUACCACCCAUGACUGUAUUUGUAGAGAUACCACCCAUGACUGUAUUUGUAGAGAUACUACCCAUGACUGUAUUUGUAGAGAUACUACCCAUGACUGUAUUUAUAGAGAUACCACCCAUGACUGUAUUUGUAGAGAAACCGCCCAUGACUGUAUUUGUAGAGAAACCACCCAUGACUGUAUUUGUAGAGAUACCACCCAUGACUGUAUUUGUAGAGAUACCACCCAUGACCUUAAUUGUAGAGAUACCACCCAUGACUGUAUUUAUAGAGAUACCACCCGUGUCCUUAAUUGUAGAGAUACCACCCAUGACUGUAUUUGUAGAGAUACCACCCAUGACUGUAUUUGUAGAGAUACUAACCAUGACUGUAUUUGUAGAGAUGCCACCCAUGACUAUAUUUGUAGAGAUACCACCCAUGACUGUAUUUGUAGAGAUACCACCCAUGACUGUAUUUGUAGAGAUACCACCCAUGACUGUAUUUGUAGAGAUACCACCCAUGACUGUAUUAGGUAUUGACAGAGACAUGGUUGUUGAAUUAGUUCCUUUAAAAGGCGUGGCUUUCACCAAAGGCCCGAUAUCCCGACUUAAAGCAUCAGCGUGCUUCAGCCGAACCAAAAGAGUGGGCUCGCAUAAAAGACCUUCGCUUGAUAAAAUAGUACUGUUUGUCCAUUUUGAGAUGCUGUACCCAGUAUACUGUACACCAUCUUAGAAUGAAUCUAAGAGAACUCAAGAAAUCUGUCAUUAAUUUAUACGUUUUUUGCUGAAGUAAUCUUAGUCGCAUAAUUUUACAUCUAAGAUGUUUGUUGCUGUAUUUUUCAAUAAAAAAAUGUGCAUGAAAAUGGGUUAUCUCUCGUUGAAUGACAACAAAGCCUUAUUAAAGAAUCCCUACUGUCGACUAUUCAACUAUGAAGGGGGGUAGACUUCGGCUCCGAACUUCAGCUUGUCAUCAGAUUUUUUGUGUGUGUGCCUGAACAGCUGAAAAAAAAACCCUGACCUAAAUCCAAAACAAACAAAAAAAGUCACAAAAAGUCAUUAUAAUAUAUGCACGAAGUAUUCGGCUGGGAAGCAUGCGGACUCCUUUCCAAAAUUACGCCUUUCAAAAAUUACGCCUUCCCAAAAUCACGCCUUUCCUACGCACUUCUUAGUAGUUGGUAUUCAGACUUACCUUAUGAAGGUGUGUAACCUUAAGCCAUCCCUUUAAAUACGGUGUACCUUUAAAUAGAAUUUUAAUGACAGACUAGAAUACAUCGAGAGAAGGGAUUCUGAAAAUAGUGAUCAAUGAAAGAAUGCCAUCUACCAACUGGUAGAUUUAAAAUACCAGUUGGUUGUUGGCACUGCACCUGAGACCACUGUGCAAGAGGUGUCACUAUAGUCCCCGAAUCCAGGCUGCAUCAUAUCAGGCUGUGAUUGGGAGUCCCAUAGGGCGGCGGGAAAUUGGCCCAGCAUCGUCCAGGUUUGGUCGGGGUAGGCCGUCAUCGUAAAAUAAGAAUUCGUUCUUAAAACCUUUCAAGGACACACGUUCCGCUAGCGGCACCCCCCCCCACACCCCCACUGAAAAGGCAGAGCCGCGAAAUUCAAAAAAAAUAUAUUUUUAAAAUAUUUAACUUUCACACAUUAAAGUCCAAUACAGCUAAUGAAAGACACAGAUCUUGUGAAUCCAGCCAACAUGUCCGAUUUUUAAAAUGUUUUACAGGGAAGACACAAUAUGUAAAGAUGUAAAUCUAUUAGCUAAAAACACAUUAGCAUAAUCCACCAUCUUUACUUUGUCCACCAACAACAGUAGCUAUCACCAAUUCGGCUAAACUAAGAUAUUGAUAGCCCCUAACCAAGAAAAAACCUCAUCAGAUGACAGUCUGAUAACAUAUUUAUGGUAUAGGAUAGGUUUUGUUAGAAAAAUGUGCAUAUUUCAGGUAGAUGGCAUAGUUUACAAUUGCACCCACCGUCACAAAUGGACUAGAAUAAUUACAAUGAGCAACGUGUUUACCUAACUACUAAUCAUCAAACAUUUCGUAAAAAUACACAGCAUACACGAAUCGAAAGACACAGAUCCUGUGAAUACAGACAAUAUUUCAGAUUUUCUAAGUGUCUUACAGCGAAAACACAAUAAAUCGUUAUAUUAGCAUAGCACAUGUGCAAACAUUACCCCAGCAUUGAUUCUAGCCAAAGAGAGCGAUAACGUAAACAUCGCCAAAAUGUAUUAAUUUUUUCACUAACCUUCUCAGAAUUCUUCAGAUGACACUCCUGUAACAUCACAUUACAACAUACAUAUACAGUUUGUUCGAAAAUGUGCAUAUUUAGCCACCAAAAUCGUGGUUAGACAAUGAGAAAAGUUGCCCAGCUGGUCAGAAAAUGUCCUGCGCCACAUUAGACAGUGAUCUAGUCGUAUACAUAAAUACUCAUAAACGUGACUAAAAAAUAUAGGGUGGACAGCGAUUGAUAGACAAUUUAAUUCUUAAUACAAUCGCGGAAUUACAUUUUUUAAAUUAUCCUUACUUUUCAAUACAGUUUGCGCCAAGCGAAGCUACGUCAAAAAAGAUGGCGUCCUAAGCCACUAACAUUUUUUGACAGAAACACGAUUUAUCGUAAUAAAUUGUUCCUACUUUGAGCUGUUCUUCCAUCAGUAUCUUGGGCAAAGGAUCCUUUCUUGGGUCUAAUCGUCUUUUGGUGGAAAGCUGUCCUCUUGCCAUGUGGAAAUGCCAACUGCGUUCGGCAUGAACUGGAAGCGUGCCCAGAGAUUCACAGUGUCUCAGAAAUAAAUGUCCCAAAAUCGCACUAAACGGAUAUAAAUUGCUAUAAAACGCUUUAAAUUAACUACCUUAUGAUGUUUUUAACUCCUAUAACGAGUAGAAACAUGACC